Aspergillus uvarum CBS 121591 is the source of this 546-nucleotide messenger RNA. RefSeq lists its product as uncharacterized. NCBI's taxonomy places the organism in Eukaryota, Fungi, Ascomycota, Eurotiomycetes, Eurotiales, Aspergillaceae. Bases 1 to 546 code for a protein of 181 amino acids. The record is from RefSeq and is a predicted model, not a curated record. The transcript is spliced from 2 exons.
AUGAUCGGGUUGUGCCUGUGCUGUCAGUUGUCGAUUCGACAGCUGCUGUUGCUGCUGUUGCCGCUACUGCUGCCGAUGCAGCAACUCUUGUGGGGUGUAAUUGUUUUUCAGGCUCCGAGCGCGCGGUGCGCUAUUGCGUUUUUCUGCCACCAGCACUGCGACGCUCAAGAUAGCUUCGCCGGUGCCGCGGUGAUGCUACGGUCGCUCAUCGCUCAGGUGGCUCUCAGCCUCGAUCUCAGCUUCCUGGUCGAGGAGCAGCUCCACACGAUCGCAACGCAGGAUGUGUCCACCCUGCGCGAUCUUAUCGCAAAGGUGGUCAAGCGGGCCCCCGUAAAAAGCGUUGUAUGCAUGAUCGACGGAGUGGACUUCUUGAGCAACCAGCUUCAUGUGUACUGGGUGGAGGAGGUGCUGCGGUUUCUGAAUAGCCUGCUGGGUGUUGUGGCGGGCAGCCGGUCGGAUCUUAUGUUCAAGAUCCUCGUGACCACACCGAGAAGCGAGUCCAGCAUCGCAAUGGUUUCUUUAUCGGGUGGAGCUACCCAUGCUUAA